GGAAGAUGCUGUUUGAAUUCUUUUCAUGAGGUUUCUUUCUGUGAUGGAGUGGAAUUUAAGAACUCCCUCAGAAUGGGACUGGGAGACCCUAACAGCGUUUAAUACUAAGGCUUUCGAAUUUCCUGGGCGGGUACAACUGUCAAACCAUGAUAUUGAAGUAGAUGGAGGGGUGGAUAAUGGAUCUGUAUACUCAUCUGGAGGUGGUGGCUUCUCUGGUUCUGAUUUGGGUCAUGGCUCUUCUUCCAGGAGCUCCAUCUCUGUUUCAGGUGAUUCUUCGUUGAAAGAGGGAAUAAAGAAAUUUAGGAAUGUUGAAGAUUUUCAUAAAGAUUUUAGUGAGAACAAAGAGUUGAUAAGAGUGGGCAGUAGUGGAAAUUGUCCAACUGUAGGGACUUCUGAUGGCUCUGGUGAAGCAAUGAUUGGUUUAAAACUGGGGAAGCGGACUUACUUUGAAGAUGUUUGUGCUGCUAGCACCGCUAAAACUACAACUUCUUCUGUCAAUCCUGCAUCAUCUGUUUCUGCAACAAAGCGAUUUAGAACAUCUUAUCAGAGUUCGCAAACCCCUCGUUGCCAAGUUGAAGGAUGCAACCUUGACCUCAAGUCAGCUAAGGAUUACCAUCGCAGGCAUAGAAUCUGUGAAAACCAUUCCAAAAGCCCCAAGGUCAUUGUAGCUGGUUUGGAGCGCCGGUUUUGUCAACAGUGCAGCAGGUUCCAUGAGUUGACAGAGUUUGAUGACAAGAAGCGAAGUUGUCGUAGGCGCCUCAAUGACCACAAUGCACGGCGCCGCAGGCCACAUCCAGAGUCAAUCCAAUUUAGCUCUGGAAGGCUGCCUUCAUCACUAUAUGAUGGCAGACAGCAGAUUAAUCUUGCAUGCAACAGGUUACCAAUCCCUGUUGCAACUCCUAUGUGGCAAAAUCCAUGCAGCUUUAAGGACACCCAGACUGGAGGUUCUUUGAUUAGGCCUGUAAAAGCAGUAGGCAUUGAUAAGCAGCUGCAUUUGCCCACUGAUGAGAUGCCGGAUGCUAUUUCUAUGCUACAUGGUAACUCAGAGAGGAUGUUGUCUUUUGAUGGCAGUACACCUCGGGUCCUUAACCAAGGUUUAGAGGCAUCUGCAAUUGCUUCUAAUUCAAAUGUAGCACCAGAUUUCCGGCGUGCUCUCUCUCUUCUGUCAACUAAUUCUUGGGGUUUGAAUGAUCCUGGACCUACUUCUUUGGACCAGCUCAUGCAUGUAAACCAAACCAGCAUGGCCCAGCCCACGAUGCAUGCUGAACCACACAAUUGGGCUCUUGCUUCAUCAGAAAAUAUGCACGUUCAACAAACACCUUCAGAGACUCGGGGACAUUCAUUGGAUUUGCAUAAUAAUGAAGCAGCAUGUUUCAAGAGUUUCAAUUAUUUAAAGCACCUUAUGAGUCUGGCUGUUUUUAUCCCAAUCAAAUUAACUGAGAACCAAGUCUGCUUCCAGUGUCAAAAAGAACUGCAAAUAAAGUGUAGUCCGUGUGAUGCAUUCGAGAAAGCAAUAAUGGGGAUUAGGAUGCCUUUUGUCCAUUGAUCCAAAAUAUCUUCUCAAAUGUAUAAUGUGUGUUAGAAACAAGACAAUGCACCUGCAUUAUGGUUGAAUCCGUUUGUUUCAUGGAAAGUGAGUUCUUCUCAUGGCUUCUUGCCAUCAUCUGUC
Vitis vinifera (wine grape) is the source of this 1669-nucleotide messenger RNA. Its product is annotated as promoter-binding protein SPL10. The record is from RefSeq and is marked provisional. NCBI's taxonomy places the organism in Eukaryota, Viridiplantae, Streptophyta, Magnoliopsida, Vitales, Vitaceae. Gene Ontology annotation, cellular component: nucleus. Gene Ontology annotation, molecular function: DNA binding.